Molecule: messenger RNA, 2080 nt
Organism: Trichogramma pretiosum
Lineage: Eukaryota; Metazoa; Arthropoda; Insecta; Hymenoptera; Trichogrammatidae
Exons: 6
Coding region: 1-1959 (652 amino acids)
Source: RefSeq, a predicted model, not a curated record
AUGAAACCAAAAUUGUACCUUAGCUUCUGUCUCCUAGCCGUCGUCGUCGGCGCUACGGAUACGCACCUCGACAUCACCGUCUCCAACAUCAUCUCUACGGGCUUCGACCUCCUCAACUCCAUCCGCAAUCCCAUCGAGCUGUUCAACUUCGUGUUUCGCUUCGUCCAGGACAUCUCGGACGCCGGCACCAGCAGUCCGAGUCAGUUCACCGACGCGGCUCUCCACAGAAUCAGCGACAAGCUCGAGGAGAUGUCCGAGGACAUACAGGACUUCAGGGACGAGCUGUUCGAGGAACUGAGACGGCGCGAGGCCGACCAAACGACCACCGAGAAACUCGACAAGUUCUUCGAGUUCAAGGAGAAGAUCGACGACUACUUCGAGACCUUCAAGAGACAUAUCAACUCCAGCACCGCCAAGCACUAUCUGCCCUCGACCAAGGACCAUCUCAUACAGCAGAUCAGAUCGGUCGGCUACAACGGAGUGACGGGUCUGCUGCAGGAGAUGCACGCACUGGUGGGCACCGAUCGCUGGUCGCCCGGCAGUUUCAAUCUACUGGCCGACGAUAAAUUGCUGGGCACGUUGGUAUGCUCGAGAGGCCGUCCACAGCAGCUCAUCAUUUACAAUGUUUUCCUGGCCCUCUGCGCCACCGAGAUCAAGGGCAUCACCCUCGACGUGUACGCUAUUGACGUGAGCUCGAAGAAGGAAGGAGUCGAGAAUCCCGCGGAGUUCAACGACAUCAAGCAGGCGUACGUGAAAAGGUUGAACAAAGCCGUGACGGCCGUUCGGCGAGCCAUGAGCACGGCCUCGCGCUCCUUUUGGGACUGCAGCAAGGACGAACCCGAAGAGGGUGUCAAUUACAUCCAGUUCGGCCGAUUUCUUCAGAGAUACAUCGAGCGCGAGGAGAACCUCGAUCAGAUUCACGACGCCAGUGCCGGUGGCUUGUACUGGGACAAGUGCAAGGGGGGCUGCGAGCGUCACGAGUACAGCGUCACUCGCACCCCGGCCCAUCGUGGCGGCUGCGAGCAUCGGAUCAGAAAUUGCGAAACUUUCGAUCAGAAGAUCAACGUUUGUUACGCGGAGCCUGGCCAGCCUCAGAGGUACGAGUACGUGGAGAGCGCCGACGGCAACUUCUACGGUAGCUCGGUGGACUGCGGAGAACGGGAGUUAUCUUUGAAACAAUGGCGCAAUGGUAACUUAUACGAUUGCGAAAUUUGCCUGUGCACCUGCGACGAGCCCAAAGUUCACGACCACUUCAUCGAUCUCCACAUGGUCAGGGCCAAUGCGAAAGAGAACGAAGUCAUAGUCGGGCUUCGCUUCCGCAUGAAGCUCGGCCUAUUAUUCAUGGAGGCAAAGGUAGCCAAACUCUUGCCCUCGGGUCAGAUCGACGUCGAGAGCCAAAUAUGGAAGAGGAAAAAGUUCACGGCCAAGGACGCCCGGAGGAGCGUCGUGGGCGUCGACCAUCUGCAGCUGGGCUGGGAGAACAGAUCGUUCGUCCUGGACGACGUGGAGCUCGGCAACGAUUACGCGCUGACCGGCGUCCGAUUCGUUUACAAGAACGGUUUCAUCAAGCUGGCGGCGCGCGGCCACAAGUACAACUUCAAACGCGGCAGGAUCAAUCCGAGAAAGGAGAAGUGGAUCGUCAGCGGCGAGGACAGACCCAACAGCGAUUACGAGGAAUUUUCGGUGGAAGAUCGCGCCGUACCGACGGAUUAUCGAGAUAACAAGGUCGACUCGUCCGGAGCGGUGCAAUACGUGAACUUGACGACGAGCGGCAUGAAGAGCGACGUGGGCCAGAGUCUGGUGCCCUUCGUCGACACCGUGCCCGUGGUGACGAAACAGCUGAUACCUCUGGCCGGAUUCGGAUUGAUUCACAAGGGCAAUCGGAAAUCCGCCGGUUAUCUGGCGCUCAAGCUGAUCGGUUACGAUUUCACGGAACACGUUGCGCUUACCAAGAACUGAUGUGAAAUCAUUCAGUCAGCGAUGAUAAUAAAGAAAGAAUGAGUACUGGACAAGGAUUAUCGACUAAAUCAAUAAUUUUCAAUUUGUAUCGAUAGUUUUCCAAUCGGAGUUCAAAAAAUAU